Molecule: messenger RNA, 5664 nt
Organism: Xenopus tropicalis (tropical clawed frog)
Lineage: Eukaryota; Metazoa; Chordata; Amphibia; Anura; Pipidae
Gene: ppp1r12a
Product: protein phosphatase 1 regulatory subunit 12A
Exons: 26
Coding region: 248-3442 (1064 amino acids)
Biological process (GO): signal transduction
Cellular component (GO): cytoplasm
Molecular function (GO): phosphatase regulator activity; protein kinase binding
Source: RefSeq, a predicted model, not a curated record
CCUCUCGCGAGAUUAUGCAGUCAAGUAGCGUGAGCGCGCGUUGUGUGUGCGCAGCCGGUCGGGGCCUGCAGCCGUCUGAGUGUCAGUGAGAGAGCAGCAGGCAAAGAGUGGGAGGGAGAAGGGUGUGGGCCCCCGGAGCAGAGUAGGAGCUACGCCGACGACUCUUGUCACUCGAACACCGGAGUGGUGGUUGGGACCAAGAAGCAUAAGGGAUAGGAAGGUGCCCGGGGCUGGGAGGGGGGAGGGAAUGAAGAUGGCGGACGCCAAGCAGAAGAGGAACGAGCAGCUGAAGCGCUGGAUCGGCUCAGAGACUGACCUGGAGCCGCACGUCAUCAAGAGAAAGAAGACUAAGGUGAAGUUCGAUGAUGGCGCUGUCUUUCUGGCCGCUUGUUCCAGCGGGGACACAGACGAGGUUCUCAAGUUGCUUGACCGUGGAGCUGACAUCAACUACGCCAAUGUGGACGGGCUCACUGCGCUGCACCAGGCCUGCAUUGAUGAUAACAUAGAUAUGGUCAAAUUUCUUGUGGAACAUGGAGCCGGUAUAAAUCAACCAGAUAAUGAAGGCUGGAUACCACUACAUGCUGCUUCAUCCUGUGGAUACCUUGACAUAGCAGAGUAUUUAAUUAGUAAAGGAGCCAGCGUAGGAGUAGUAAAUAGUGAAGGUGAUACUCCACUGGAUAUUGCAGAGGAAGAAGCCAUGGAGGAUCUCCUUCAAAAUGAAGUUAAUCGUCAAGGUAUCGAUGUUGAGGCCGCUAGGAAAGAAGAGGAAAGGAUAAUGCUUCGAGAUGCAAGACAAUGGCUAAACAGUGGGCAAAUAAAUGAUAUCCGGCAUUCAAAAUCUGGAGGUACAGCACUUCAUGUAGCUGCAGCUAAAGGUUAUACAGAAGUGUUAAAACUUUUACUUCAGGCAGGAUAUGAUGUUAAUGUAAAAGAUUUUGACGGCUGGACUCCACUACAUGCAGCAGCUCACUGGGGUAAAGAAGAAGCUUGUAAAAUCCUUGUAGAAAAUUUUUGCAACGUUGAGGCUGUCAACAAAGUGGGUCAAACUGCAUUGGAUGUUGCAGAUGAAGAUAUCUUAAGCUAUUUGGAAGAACUCCAAAAGAAGCAAAAUCUGCUGCUUAGUGAAAAACAGGAAAAGAAGUCACCAUUAAUUGAAUCUUCAACUACCGAAAACAAUCAGUCCUUGAAAACGCUAAAAAAUAAAGAAACCCUAAUUAUUGAGCAAGAGAAGACUGUGUCAGCUAUUGAUUCUCUUGAAGAAGAGAAGGCUGAUGAGGAAGAUGAAGGCAAAAAAGAUGAAUCAAGUUGUUCUAGUGAGGAAGAGGAGGAGGAAGAUUCAGAGUCUGAAGCAGAGACAGACAAAACGAAAUCUUUGUCAUCUGUGAACAGCAUAAACAGUAACAGUAUACCACAGGCAAGUGUUACUGCAGUGUCAUCUACAGUGCAUUCUGGGCAAGUCACACCUACAUCACCAGUCAAAAAGUAUGAAUUCAUUGCACCUUUUAUGCCAGUGGUGGAAACCAUGCAUCCUACAUCAUGGAGACAGGGCUUGCGCAAAACUGGCAUUGUACUUGUACCAAGUAAAGGUGACAAGUCUCUGUUUCCAACUCCACCAGGCAAAACUUCUCCAAAAGAAGAAGACAGAAAAGAUGAAUCUCCGGCCUCCUGGAGACUAGGUCUUCGUAAGACUGGAAGCUAUGGUGCAUUAUCUGAAAUUACAGCUUCAAAAGAGGCACAAAAAGAGAGAGAUUUCACUGGUGUUAUGCGCUCCGCUUCAAGCCCAAGACUUUCCUCCACCCUAGACAACAAAGAAAAGGAAAAAGAUGGUAGAGGAGCCAGACUUGCAUAUGUUGCUCCAACCAUUCCAAGGCGUCUUGCAAGUACUUCAGAUAUUGAAGAAAAAGAAAAUAGAGACUCAUCUUUGGGCUUUUUACGUGGCAGUAGCUCUUAUACAAGAAGAAAAUGGGAUGAGGACUUCAAGAAAAAUACUUCUGUUAAUGAACUACUAAACACUAGUUAUCAGAGAAGCUCCUCAUUUGGUCGGCGACAAGAUGAUCUUGUUUCAAGUAUACCUCCAGGGUCUACAGCAACUGUUACCUCUAGUGGACUUGCCCGAAGUUACUCUAGCACUAUUAAUAGUGGCAGAUCUACAGUGAGCUCUUCUUCAGGCUUACCUAGCAGUACCUCAAAUCGUUUUUGGGCAGAUGAUAGUUCUGAGAAGGAUAAGGACACUGUCUCUACUGCAGUCACCAUCCCUGUUGCACCAACCAUUUUAAAUACCACUUCUACUUCUACAACAAUGACCACAACCUCUACUGGUACUGUCCCUUCCUCAGCAGAAGUCAGAGAAAGACGAAGGUCAUACCUCACUCCAGUUCGUGAUGAGGAGUCUGAAUCCCAAAGAAAGGCUAGGUCAAGGCAAGCCAGGCAAUCAAGAAGAUCUACACAGGGUGUUACAUUAACUGACCUGCAAGAGGCAGAAAAAACGAUUGGCAGAAAUCGCCCAACGACUAGAGAGCAAGAGAAUGAAGAGAAAGAGAAACAGGAUAAAGAAAAACAAGAAGACAAGAAAGAAUUUGAAAAUAGAAAUGAUGACUUCAGGCAAAGAUAUGCACGUAGUACAGAAGAGACUAUCCAACGAUAUAGGCCAUCAUUUACUACUCCAUCAACGAUUUCCCUGUCCUCUUCCAGUAGUUCAAUUUAUACAUCAAGUCAAUUGAACCGACCGAAUAGCCUAACUGGUAUAUCUUCUUCCUACUCCAAUUUGUCGAGGCUUUCAUCAAAAGAUCCUUUGAAAGACAAGCUGGAUGGAGAAAAGAAAGAAGAGGAUAAAGAAUCUGAAGAUAAAUCUCAGCCUAAAUCCAUCAGAGAAAGGAGGCGACCUAGAGAAAAGAGAAGGUCUACAGGUGUUUCAUAUUGGACCCAGGAUAGUGAUGAAAAUGAGCAAGAUCAUCAGUCUGACACAGACGAGGGCACAAACAAGAAAGAGAAUCAGACUGACUCAUUCUCAAGGUACACAACUGGUCUGUCUUCUGCAAUAUCGACAGACCGAUAUGAUCCAGUUAUUGGCCAGUCUGGAAUUUCUAGUUACUUAGAAAGUAGAAGACUUCUCAGUAGGCUAGACAGAGAAGAUUCAACAGAUUAUAAAAAGUUAUAUGAACAAAUCAUAGCAGAAAAUGAAAAACUAAAAGCCCAGUUGCAUGAUACCAAUCUGGAACUGACAGAACUAAAGCUGCAACUUGAAAAGGCAACUCAGCGACAAGAACGAUUUGCAGACCGAUCGCUGUUAGAGAUUGAAAAAAGGGAAAGAAGAGCUCUAGAAAGACGGAUAUCUGAAAUGGAAGAAGAACUUAAAAUGUUACCUGACUUAAAAGCAGACAACCAGAGGCUAAAGGAUGAAAAUGGGGCCUUAAUCAGAGUUAUAAGCAAACUUUCCAAAUAGUCGAAGGUUCACUGCAGCAGCGAUUUAAUGAAAUUGCACAUAUACAGUUCCAGUGGACCUUAAUGUGGCAGUCACUGGAUAUUUGGGAGAAUAUUCCUUGGCAACAAUAACGCAGAAAUCCUGCCAAACUCCCUCUUACCUGUAUUUAGCCCAUUUUGUACAAAAUAAAAAGCAAAAAUAAAAACACUUUUGUAUUAAAGCGCAGCUGCUCAGAAGAGAAUGACUAUGACUUCUUGUUUACAGAUACAACGUGCAAGGAAAGUGUUCAAGGCCAGAUGCCUCCAAUAUUUAACCAGUAAGCCUUAGUUGUACAUAGACUUUUCGCAAUCAAAACGCUUUCUGCUAUCACAGAAGACAGUUAACUUUUUUUUUGUGCCACGCAUUUUUUCUUUCACCCAUACACACUUUUUAUUUUUAUAGAUGUUUGUUGAGCUUUUAACUUAUCCCGUCAAUGAGUGUGCCAGUGUUUUUCCUAUGACACUGUUGUGACAGCUUAUUGGUUUCCGGUAGCUACCCAUGUUACAGUUAACCUGAAGCUUACUAGGACGCUAGCCUUCCGUUGUUCACUUUGGCUACUCAGAUGUUAGGUCGUCAGUUGCAUUAUUUGUGCAAUAUGCAUAAUUUCAGUGUAUAAAGCUAGCACUGUAUUUUCCUUCUAACAGUCACUGUUUUAAAACCAAUUCUAUAAAGUACUUAUUUCUUUCGCACUCAUUUUAGCAGGUACUGAGUGACUUUGUGUGUAUGUGUGUGUGUGUAUGUGUGUACAUAUAAAUAUAUAUAUAUAUAUAAAUAUUUGUGCGCUUGCAUAUAUAUAUAUAACUAUAUAUAGAUAUACAAGCCUGUAUCUAUAUAUAAGUUAAGAUACUGUAUUGUGUCCAAACCACUGUGUGGCAUGCUCAGAUCAACUUUACGCCAUGUCUGUUACUCCAGAUUAGAUUGUUCCUGAAUUGUAAUCUUAAUAAAGUUCAGUAAUUUUAUGGUAUAUUGUCUAUUUUAUGGAGGUGUGACUUUAGAGAUAUAUAUGUAAAAUAUUCUGGUUUGCUAUUUUUAUUUUAAGUCACCAUUAUUAAAAAUAUUACUGUUCACUACAUUUCAUAUUUCUUUGAGUGCUGUCAUUUGUGCUAGCCAAGUAUUGUCACCCAGUGUAUCUCCCAUAUCCAUUCUGUUCCCCCUAAUAUGCACUGUUGCCAGACCAAGGCUUGUGAACCGCCAGCGCUACGGAGCCUGCUUGUUAAUACCAACAGCAUCUUUGUUUGUACAUUUCAGUGGCCUUUUUGCAGAAAGUGACAGAUAUUCUAUAAAUAUUUGUGUAUACAGCAGAGCAAUUGUUUUUGUUAGAUGGCUUUUUCUAUUUGCGCCAGUCCAUGAAAAGUGAUAAGUAUAUUAUUGGCAAACGAGCUAUCUAAUCUACUGAAUCAGCAUCGCCAUGAAUUUGAACCUGUAAAUUGUAUAGCUGUUGUACUGUCAAUUAUAAUGUAAACAAUAUUAAAUGUGAAUUUGUACCCCUCUCAUUUUAAAGAAAAAAAAAGGUCAUUGUGAUUUACUGCCUAUUUUUGUGGGAUUAGUUUUUGGUAAAUCCAAACUUGAUGUCCUGUUCAGUUCCGCUGUUUCAUGGAGAUGCACAGCCUCGCUCUUGCUCCCAACCUCAGGAUUCUUUCUUUCUUUUAAAGGUACAAAACUAGUCGUGGAUUUUUGUUUUAGCCAUUCAAUAUGUAUGUGGGACGUAUGGGGUCUGUAUAAAGCAAUGCAAAGGGAAAUAAGCGUACAGCCAAUUCCAAGAUUUGCAAGACAAUAUGUAAAAAAAGCUAUUAUGGAUUAUAUUUGGGAAAGCUUGGGUGUCUGAAGAAUGAUGAACUGUUUCUGACUUAGUAUUUUAUUUUUAGGUUAUUUAUUCUUUAUAUAAAACAGGGUGGUUACUGUGUAUCUAUGGUUUUAUUGGCAGUACAGAGAAAGCUUUUGCAUCUGCAUGAAACUAGUUUUGAACCUUUUUUUUUCUUGGAGAAAAAUGUAUUUUGACAUAUACAAAUAAAAAUAAAUUAAACUAUUUUUAAUGUGUGCAUCGCCAUGUCAAGGGGUAUUACUAAUUGUAUUCCAGCCUUUCUUUCUGCAUUGUUGGGCAUUAUAAUGUCAGUAGUUGGUAGAAAUCUAACGCAAAAAAUGUCUCUGCACAUUGAAUUUGCAUGUCAUACACUGCUUGUGAAAUAAAGGACAACGUCAAAAUA